AAAAUAAAGGAAAAACACUCAACUCAAGGUAUGCUAUAAAAGUGAGAGUUAGUUUUCAAAACUUGAACUGCUGUGAAAAAAGAAAAACAUGAGAAAUAGAAACAGACCCAACGAACCCGCCAGCUUCUGGAUUCAAGCAAACGCGCUUCUCAGAAAGAACUUAACCUUCCAGAAACGAAAUGUGAAGACAAACAUUAGGUUAAUCUUGUUCCCAUUUGGCUUAUGUAUAUUGCUCGUUCUACUUCAAAAUCUGCUCAAUAAUCAAUUUGAUAAAGCUAAAUUCAAGUGUGGAUGCAUUUGUACCAACACACAAGGGGAACAAUGCUUGGACAAUCAAUGCGGGGUUCAAUUUUCGGAUUUUGAUCAAGUUGGUGCUUGUCCUAUUGCUAACCCUAUUGAAUGGACUCCAUUGUUGCAAAUCCCUGAUCCGCGAUACCGCGCUGUUAGAACGGAUUUUCUUCCGUUUUCGGAUUUUCCGAACCCCUUGUGCAGAACCAAUGGUUCAUGUCCCAUUACUAUGCUCUUUACUGGAACUAAUCAGUCUUUUGGAGAAGUCUUGUCAGGGAAUAUGAUCCCAAGUACUUUUGAUAUAAAUAGCAACAAUGUUAUGGAUAGUUUGGCAACAAAUGUCAUGGGAUCAGCAUCAGAAACAGAGAACACCAAUUUUCUGGAGCCUGCUUUCUUUUCAGAUCUUCCCAUUUACUAUCUACAAAGUCAGUGCAAUAAGAAUUCUUCAUUCUCCAUUCCUAUUCAGAUAUCAACCACUAGCAUACAACAAGAGUUAAGAUGUGCUCAGGCUUUACGGUUAUGGCGUAAUAGUUCUUCUGAGGUAAACAAUGAGCUAUAUAAAGGUUAUAGAAAAGGUAACACAGAGAGGCAGAUCAAUGAGAUAGCUGCAGGUUAUGACUUCCUAAAUUCAAAUGAGAAUGUACUUAAUGUCAGUAUAUGGUACAACUCAACCUAUAAAAAUGACACUGGCUUUGAUCUUAUUGCAUUGGCACGGAUUCCUCGUUCUGUAAAUUUGGUAUCAAAUGCCUACCUUCAGUUUCUGCUGGGACCAGGUACCCAAAUGUUGUUUGAGUUUGUAAAAGAAAUGCCAAAACCUAAGACCCCAAUUAAGUUUGAUUUGGCUUCUCUUUUGGGCGGUCUCUUCUUUACAUGGGUUAUCCUGCAACUUUUCCCUGUUGUCCUCACAUCAUUAGUUUAUGAGAAGCAACAAAAUUUAAGAAUCAUGAUGAAAAUGCAUGGUCUCGGUGAUGGGCCAUAUUGGAUGAUUUCUUAUAGUUAUUUUCUUGCCAUAUCAAUUAUCUACAUGCUGUGUUUUGUGAUAUUUGGCUCAGUCAUUGGAUUAAAGUUCUUCACAAUGAAUGACUACAGCAUCCAAUUCAUGUUUUAUUUCAUCUAUAUAAAUUUACAAAUUUCCCUUGCAUUUUUAUUGGCCUCCCUGUUUUCAAAUGUUAAGACCGCCACAGUGAUUUCAUAUAUAGGUGUUUUUGGAACAGGGUUAUUAUCUGGUUUUCUUUUCCAAUUUUUUGUUCAAGAUAACUCGUUUCCAAGAGGGUGGAUCAUUGUUAUGGAGUUAUAUCCUGGGUUUGCUUUAUAUCGUGGGUUAUAUGAAUUUUCACAAGCUUCUUUUAGUGGUGAUACUUUGGGGACUCAUGGUAUGCGGUGGGGAGAUCUCAGUGAUAGCACAAAUGGCAUGAAAGAGGUCUUGAUCAUUAUGUUAGUGGAGUGGAUAUUGGUUCUAUUCUUCGCUUAUUACGUCGAUCAAGUUUUGACAACAGGAAGUUGGAGAAGUUCUCUUCUGCUCUUGAAAAGAUUUCAGAAAAAACCUAGUUCAUCUUUUCGGAAGCCUAGUAUUCAAAGGCAAGGAUCUAAGGUUUUUGUUAUGACUGAGAAACCAGAUAUUCAUCAAGAGACGGAGAAGGUGGAGCAGCUGCUACUUGAACCAACUGUGAAUCAUGCAAUUGUUUGUGACAAGCUAAGAAAGGUUUAUCAAGGGAGGGAUGGUAACCCAGAGAAAUUUGCAGUGAAAGAGUUAUCGCUUGCUUUGCCUCAAGGGGAAUGCUUUGGCAUGCUUGGUCCCAAUGGAGCUGGGAAGACUUCUUUUAUCAACAUGAUGAUAGGUCUGGCGAAACCAACCUCAGGUACAGCUUUUGUUCAAGGUCUUGACAUAAGAACUGACAUGAAUGGAAUAUAUACAAGCAUGGGUGUAUGCCCCCAGCAUGACUUGCUGUGGGAAAUCUUGACAGGAAGAGAACACCUACUCUUUUAUGGAAGACUUAAAAAUCUUAAAGGUUCUGCUUUAACACAAGCAGUUGAAGAUUCUUUGAAAAGUGUAAACCUUUUUCAUGGAGGGGUUGCUGAUAAAAAAGCUGGAAAAUAUAGUGGAGGAAUGAAGAGGAGACUUAGUGUUGCAAUUUCAUUAAUUGGAGAUCCUAGAGUUGUUUAUAUGGAUGAGCCAAGUACUGGAUUAGACCCUGCAUCAAGAAAGAACUUAUGGAAUAUUGUUAAGCGUGCAAAACAGGACCGUGCAAUCAUUCUCACCACACAUUCCAUGGAAGAGGCAGAAGUCCUAUGUGAUCGAUUAGGAAUAUUUGUAGAUGGUAGCUUUCAGUGCAUAGGAAAUCCAAAGGAGCUGAAAGGAAGAUAUGGAGGAACUUAUGUAUUCUCAAUGGCAACAUCUGUUGAUCAUGAAACAGAUGUUGAGAAAUUGGUGCAACAACUCUCCCCAAAUGCUAAGAAGAUUUAUCAUAUCUCAGGUACCCAAAAGUUUGAGUUGCCAAAAGAUGAGGUUAGAAUAGCUGAUGUAUUUCAAGCUGUUGAAACUGCAAAGACAAACUUCACAGUUUCUGCGUGGGGUUUAGCUGACACCACAUUGGAAGAUGUCUUCAUCAAGGUUGCACGCGAGGCUCAGCAAUACGACACUUUAUCAUAAUUUAGUACACAUUUUACUGUUGGUCUAUACAAGCUACAUACGUGUAAAUAACCAGUAUGAAUUCAGCUAGUAGUCUAUGAUAUUUAUAGGAUAGUCAUGUAUGGUGUAUAUAGUUUGCUUUGUAAUAAUCUGUUUAAACCCUUUUAAAUAAAAUUGUAUAAAAUCUGAGUAUGUUUGUUUUUUAUCAUGUUUUGGUCCCCAUAUCUGGAUCCAAAUUCCCUGUGGUGGGAAAAGUAACAAUCUUGGCCGGUGUUAAUCUGAUAUUGGACGGAUGAGAUCCAAGUCCAAUAUCACCCCAGAUCAUCACCACUAAAGGUAUGUUUCAUUCUACUCCUCUCGCCUACUUCAAUCAUUUACUGAUUUGAGUGUUGAAUUGUAUGCAGGUACACUACACCACCAUCAAACAUCCUUAAAGGAACUUUGUCCCAACCCACCAGGUGCAUCCCUUUUUUAGUAGGAUUCAGUAGACCAUAAAAAGUUUCUAUUGAUUUUGUCCAGCAGGGUACAAGUAUGAGCAGGCAGUAAAGUAGUUUGCAUAACAUAGUAAGGAAGGGCAGUAGUCACAGCCUGAAUAAGAGUAGCUUUCCCAGCGGGGUUGCUGCCAUGGAUUUAACUCAAAAACCCUAUUCACAUAACCUUUCCUUCAUCAAUCCAUCAUCAAGGAAAAUAAAAUCACAAUCUAUUACAUAACAAUUUUCAAGUAUGGGAGGAACGGAAGAAGAAGUUAAACAUGAAGAGGAGGUUGAGGUUGAUAAGAAGGAUAAGAAGGAAAAAAAAGAGAAAAAGAAGAAGAACCCUGAAGACAAGAAGGAUCCUGUAAUGCUUAAGCAAAAGCUUGAAAAAUUAGAUUCCAAGAUACAGGUUAUGAUGGCUAAGAGAGAAGAGAUUUUAAAGCUACUUAACGAAGUUGAAACAAAUCCAACUGAACCUCCUGCAGCUUAAUUGUUGUAUAUAAUAUUUUUUUUUUAGUAUAAAUCCAAUUUGUUUUUACAACACUGGUUCAUACGCAUUGUGCUCCAAACACUUGCACACGACAAUGUGGUAAAUAAGAGUGCUUCUUUCUAUGUAAAUUGUUUAUACUAUAAUUCAAUUUAUACAAUUGUGAAGAUAUUAUCUAA
Molecule: messenger RNA, 4056 nt
Organism: Vicia villosa (hairy vetch)
Lineage: Eukaryota; Viridiplantae; Streptophyta; Magnoliopsida; Fabales; Fabaceae
Product: ABC transporter A family member 7-like
Exons: 19
Coding region: 89-2938 (949 amino acids)
Biological process (GO): lipid transport; transmembrane transport
Cellular component (GO): membrane; intracellular membrane-bounded organelle
Molecular function (GO): ATP hydrolysis activity; lipid carrier activity; ATP binding
Source: RefSeq, a predicted model, not a curated record